AUGUCUGCCGACCGCACCAACCCCUCGGCUUUACUAUUACUUCCCCCGCCUCCCGCCUUUUCUAUUGCCAAAGUCAAAGAGGCCUUCGCCCCAUCAUUGAGUGAUAUCCUCACUCGGUUAUCACAAUGCGUACAUGGGUCCAGUCGCUUAGCCGUGUUGGACAUUGCCCUGGUCAUUCCUUUCACUCCAGACUGCAGACCUCGGGCCAAAGUGUUUUCCCAGCUCCAACAAUACUUGACCAGCGUCUAUAGCAUUGUCGGUGCUCUUUGUGCAACACAAAACAUUGAACUAGACACCCCAGGUGGCAUCGAUGUCCGGGUGCUAUUCAUCAACCAUAGCAUUGGGAAACCUAUAACCGAGGAGGCCUCUGACACCCCUCAAUUUGGACCUAUUAUAGGCCUACAGUCAUUAGCAAAUUCAACGCGCCAUUGGGAUCAUAUCUAUUAUGUUUCUGACACGGUUAGCGAGAAUAUGGCCAAAUGUUUCGUUGAAGCCCAAAAAGAUGACAUGACGGCAAGGAUGCAAGCCAUCACCUGCACCCCUGACUGGACGAUCCCUCAACCCUUGCUAAUUCCUAACGACCAACCAUCCACAUCCAACCCGCACUCUUCCGUUAUUGUUGGUGGCACAUUUGAUCACCUUCAUCUUGGUCACAAGCUUCUGCUCACAGCCUUUGCAUUAGCCUUGGAUCCACUUGAUCAGGAUGGCCACCUGAUUAUCGGGUUGACCGGGGAUGCAUUAUUGGUUAAUAAAAAACAUGCCGAGUUCCUGGAGGAUUGGGAACAGCGUUGGAAGAAUACCGCAUCCUUCCUAUCGGCCAUUAUGGACUUUUCUCCAGACCAAAAAUCACCGGAGAUUGAAAGGGCCACUGCGCCUAAGACUGUUCUCGUUAGAUACCCUAAACUGACAUUUGAAUUUGUGGAAAUCUCAGAUCCAUUUGGGCCUACAAUCACAGUGGAAAAUAUCGAUGUUCUUGUUGUGUCUAGGGAGACCCGUGCGGGAGGUGCAGCAGUUAACGACGAGCGGGUGAAAAAAGGCUGGAAAGCCCUUACAGUGUUCGAAGUAGAUGUCCUUCAAUCUGAUGGGGCCCUGGGAACUGAUGAGAAUUUCGACUCCAAAAUAAGCAGCACUGAGGUCAGACGGCGUCGGGCUCAUCUCGCAAAGGUCUGA
Molecule: messenger RNA, 1170 nt
Organism: Penicillium soppii
Lineage: Eukaryota; Fungi; Ascomycota; Eurotiomycetes; Eurotiales; Aspergillaceae
Product: putative pantetheine-phosphate adenylyltransferase
Exons: 1
Coding region: 1-1170 (389 amino acids)
Biological process (GO): coenzyme A biosynthetic process
Molecular function (GO): dephospho-CoA kinase activity
Source: RefSeq, a predicted model, not a curated record